Molecule: messenger RNA, 1936 nt
Organism: Vanrija pseudolonga
Lineage: Eukaryota; Fungi; Basidiomycota; Tremellomycetes; Trichosporonales; Trichosporonaceae
Gene: gpi1
Product: Glucose-6-phosphate isomerase
Exons: 9
Coding region: 148-1827 (559 amino acids)
Biological process (GO): glycolytic process; glucose 6-phosphate metabolic process; gluconeogenesis
Cellular component (GO): cytosol
Molecular function (GO): glucose-6-phosphate isomerase activity; monosaccharide binding; carbohydrate derivative binding
Source: RefSeq, a predicted model, not a curated record
CUCCGUUCCCACCUCCCCUUGCCCCCCAACCCCGAUUUGUUGCUACAGCCGCUCAUCCAUCAUCACUCCUUCACAAAGGCUCUAUCUCCUUUGUCUUCUUCAUCACAUCUCUCUCCUCCAACUUGACCCCCAUUACACCGAAUCAUAAUGGCUACCGGCAAGCUCGCGUCUGACUACGAGGCUUGGAAGAAGCUCCAGGCUCUUUACCAAUCCAAGCGCUCAAGCUAUGUCCUCAAGGACCUCUUCGCUGCCGACCCCGAGCGCUUCUCCAAGUACUCUGUCGAGUUCAAGACGAGCGCUCCUGCCGUGGACAUUCUCCUCGACUACUCGAAGAACCUCAUCGACACUGAGGUCCUCGCCGGCCUCUUCGCCCUCGCGCGUGAGGCCAAUGUCGAGCAAUUCCGUGACGACAUGUUUGCCGGCAAGCACAUCAACACUUCCGAGGACCGUGCCGUUCUUCACAUCGCCCUCCGCAACCCCCCUGUCUCUGAGGGCGGCUGGGACAUCAAGGAGGAGGGCGCGACUACUGGCGUCCAGGAGGUCCUCGCCCACAUGAAGGAGUUCUCCGAGCAGAUCCGCUCUGGCUCCUGGAAGGGCUACACCGGCAAGGCCAUCAACACGAUCGUUAACAUCGGCAUUGGUGGCUCCGACCUCGGCCCCGUCAUGGUGACCGAGGCUCUCAAGCACUACAGCCAGCGCAACCUCCAGCUUCACUUCGUCUCCAACAUUGACGGCACCGACCUUGCGGAGGUCCUGCGCCAGUGUGACCCCGAGACGACUCUGUUCAUCGUCGCCAGCAAGACGUUCACCACCCAGGAGACCAUCACCAACGCGGAGAGUGCCAAGGAGUGGUUCCUUACUUCCGCCAAGGACAAGGCCCAUGUCGCCAAGCACUUCGUUGCCCUUUCUACCAACACCGAGGGCGUCACUGCUUUCGGUAUCUCCGAGGCUAACAUGUUCCAGUUCUGGGACUGGGUCGGCGGCCGCUACUCGUUCUGGUCGGCCAUCGGCCUCUCGAUCGCUAUCAGCAUUGGCUUCGACAACUUCCGCGAGGUCCUGAACGGUGCCCAUGAGAUGGACAAGCACUUCAAGUCCACCAAGCUGGAGGAGAACCUCCCCGUUAUCCUUGCCCUCGUCGGCAUCUGGUACAACGACUUCUACGGUGCCCAGACCCAGGCCCUCCUGCCUUACGACCAGUACCUCCACAAGUUUGCCGACUACUUCCAGCAGGGUGACAUGGAGUCGAACGGCAAGACUGUGACCAAGGACGGCAGCCGCGUCGACUACGAAACUGGUCCGAUCAUCUGGGGCCAGAGCGGAACGAACGGCCAGCACGCCUUUUAUCAGCUUAUCCACCAGGGCACUAAGCUCAUUCCAUGUGACUUCUUGGCGCCCGCUGAGACCCUUAACCCCAUUGCCGGCGGCAAGCACCACGAGAUUCUCCUGUCCAACUUCUUCGCUCAGCCCGAGGCUCUCGCGUUUGGCAAGACCGAGCAGCAGGUUGUCCAGGAGCUUGGCCCCAAGCAGUCGCAGAACGCGGCCUUGGUCAAGUCGAAGAUCUUUGAGGGCAACAAGCCCACCAACUCGAUCCUCUUCCAGAAGCUCACCCCUGGCACCCUUGGUGCCCUUGUCGCCCUUUACGAGCACAAGAUCCACGUCCAGGGUGCUAUCUGGGGCAUCAACUCCUAUGACCAGAUGGGUGUCGAGCUCGGCAAGGUUCUCGCCAAGGCGAUCCUCAAGCAGCUGCCUGACCCCAAGGAUGUCACCGGCCACGACAGCUCGACCACUGGCCUCAUCCACUGGUACCAGGCGCACCGCAACAAGUAGGCGCUGAUAGAGCUGGCCUGGAAUGAGAUGUACCAACGACGAAAAAACAAAAGAUUAGUUCUGUAGAACCUACUACAUACGAAGCCAUUCUAUGCAGCAGUUAGGUGUA